This is a messenger RNA of Populus trichocarpa (black cottonwood), 582 nucleotides long. RefSeq names its product 60S acidic ribosomal protein P2B. The transcript has 3 exons. Lineage: Eukaryota; Viridiplantae; Streptophyta; Magnoliopsida; Malpighiales; Salicaceae. Gene Ontology annotation, biological process: cytoplasmic translational elongation. Gene Ontology annotation, cellular component: ribosome; cytosolic large ribosomal subunit. Gene Ontology annotation, molecular function: structural constituent of ribosome. The record is from RefSeq and is a predicted model, not a curated record. The coding region runs from base 87 to 428 and encodes 113 amino acids.
UGUAUCUAUUUCUACCGUCUGUCUCCAAACCCUAGGUAGUAGCAGCAUCUAUUGCUAGUUUCUCUCAGCGCCUCUUCCAAACUAAAAUGAAGGUUGUCGCCGCUUACUUGCUCGCCGUUCUCGGUGGCAACACCUGCCCUACCGCCGAGGAUUUGAAAAACAUCCUUGGAUCUGUUGGCGCUGAUGCUGACGAUGACAGGAUCGAGUUGCUGUUGUCCAGUGUGAAAGGAAAGGACAUCACUGAGCUGAUUGCUUCCGGCAGGGAAAAGUUGGCUUCCGUUCCAUCCGGUGGUGGUGUUGCUGUUUCUGCCGGUGCUGCUCCUGCUGCUGCUGGUGGUGCUGCUCCUGCUGCUGAGGCUAAGAAAGAGGAGAAGGUUGAAGAGAAAGAGGAGUCUGAUGAUGAUAUGGGCUUCAGCCUGUUCGAUUAAGAGAUUUAGUUUCGAAGAGGUCUUCUUUUGCAUAAGUUUUUUAUUUGUAGUUUGCUAUUAUGAUUUUAAGACCUUGUUUUGGGCUCGAACGAUUUUUGGAUUUUAGAUAAUGGAAUGUUUAAAUGUUUUUAAUAUAAUUGUUAAUUUUGGAUUA